UAGUGUACGGGAGCAGUGUGCGGUGUGGCAAAAUUAAUACUCGUAUUAUUAUUAUCGCAUAGUAGACGUUUCGAAAAAACGUUUUCUCAUUUACUCGCGAGUGUUAUCUGUAUUAUAUGUUGUAAUAAACUGAGAAAUUUAUUGUUUAUCACAUGGUGACAUACAUGAAGGAUUUUAACGUAUCUUCAGAACCUGGCGGCAUGUCCACGUACGUUAGAAAUACCGCCAAUUAUCUGUCAACGUUGACAAGAAUCUUGGGCGUGUGUACUGCGAUUGUUGUGUGCGGCGUCGGGGCGGAUGUGGCCUACCGUCAGCACGUCAUGGGGUUUUACGUUACAGCAGCAUCUGGUUUGAUAUUCUUCCUGGAGAUUACCUGGGCCAUCACUCUAUUCGUACAGAUCUGCGUCAGAAAUGACGAAUCUCUUUGUUCGUGCUGCUGGUCGACAGUGCUGGCACUAACCAGGGGUUGGCGGAGGGCAUUGUUUUAUCUACCACUGUCCUGUACUUUGGCAUGGAAGCCGCACAGCCUUUUGUUGUCCUACGUCGCCGCCGGACUUUUGGCAGUGCUAUCCUUACUGCAUAUUGCGACCAGCGCUUUGGACGGCCGUGGCCCCUGCCAGAUGAGCAAUGCCACGGAUUCGGUUGGCGAGAGCCUCCUGAACACCAGACCCGAGAAUUACGAUCGUUUCGAAGAAGUUCUGGUGACGGAAGUGCUGGACGAUGGCGUGUCUGGACCAACUGGCCGAGUGGGCGACAGCGACGGGGAAAUAUGACACGAGCGUCAGCCCUCGUGGGCGAGCGAGUCGGACGAGGACAGUGAACCGGAACAGAGGACGUGUCAGAUCGCGACGGUGUCUUAGUCGUUGAUGGCGGGACCAGGGAACGCCGCAGCUCUUCUCGUUCCACGAACGGCGCCGAAAUCUCGGCUCACUGCUGGCGUCUUCGCGAAAACGUAAUGCAUACACAGAGCAAGGGAAGACACAUAGAGUGAGAUGGAGGGUGGUCUGCGUGUUUGGAAAGUUUGCAGAAAGCGAACAGUUGGAAGUUGGAGAAGAGAAACGGAAACGAGUGGGGCGAAUCCCGCUGGAAAAUUUCGGCGGAAGAUCCGGCGCGCGAGAUCGAACCUUUGUGCCCGAGGAUGUUGAUCCUUUUUCUCGUUCUUGCGUAGCUCGGAUUUGCGUCCACGAGUCGGCGAAGUAGAAUGUGAAGGAGGAUGCGGUUUCUGCGGAAUCGGCCUUAGAUCGUUGAGAGUUCCUUUCGCGUCGAGCGCUGGCGGUACACGUUCUCGUUUCGGUUGUUGAUGAAAGGUUGCUAUUUAACGUUAGUCUCUCGAGAGACGACGAUACGUUCGUUUUGUUUUCCGUGUAUUUGCCAAUAGAUGUUUUCGAAUCAUUAAUCGCAAUCGAUCGCAACUCAACGACUGCGAAGAACGAUGUAAAAAGAGAAUGGGGCGAGUUCCGAGAGAAGAAACGGAAUCGUAAAUUUGAGGACUUGUAAAUUAAUGAAAAAAGUUCUUGCAGGUUAAAUUGCAAAGUUAAUCUUCAACUUUAUUGUACACCUUUCACUUGCACGAGAAUUUAGUUCUCGUUUCUUUUUGCUGAAAAUUAAUUAAUCGUUAAAACGAAUUUCAUCGGUGAAAUUUUAUAUAUUGAAAAAUAACCGGUGAUAAAGACAGAAUUUUUAAUAAAAAAACAAAACAAAAUUUUAGUUGCAAAGCAAAGAGCAAAUGUUAAAAUUUAUAAUAACGAAAACUUCGGUCUCAAAUUUAUGAUGAAUAAUACGUUACGUAUAAGCGAUUGAUAGAGUAUGUGAUAAGCGACACGUUUCGUUUUACGCAUGUCGUGUUAAUUUAUAAAAAAUGUAAUUGUAGGAAUAAUAGUUUAUAGAGUCUAUAGCGUUAGAGGCGUUUGUAUUUAAAAUAGCUUUUAAAAACGCAUCGUAAUUGUUUCUUACAAUGUACUAUCAAAUGCAAGACAUUGUUACAAACAGACAUUGCUGUUAACGAUUGCACAAAUGAGUAUUGUUCAUUUAUAUAUUUUGCUUGAUCGAAUGAAGACACGGAAUGGAAAAUACUUAACAUUCGAACAUUAUAUUAUCGGAAAAGAAUGUGUUCUAACAACAUACUCUUCUGGCGACAUAAUGUUUGGACAUUAACGUAUACGUUUGACUAAUUAUGAGUUGUAUUUGAGAACGUACACAAUAAAGUAAGUG
Molecule: messenger RNA, 2211 nt
Organism: Frieseomelitta varia
Lineage: Eukaryota; Metazoa; Arthropoda; Insecta; Hymenoptera; Apidae
Exons: 6
Coding region: 153-773 (206 amino acids)
Source: RefSeq, a predicted model, not a curated record